AUUCAAUCUACAAUAGUCGAUUGGAUUCAUUACGGGAUUGUGGUAACAUUUGAACAACACAACCACCAUACUUCUCCGACUCUCAUUGCGCAAAUCACAGAUCACAAAAGGCUGGAGUCCAUAGAACCCUGACUGAGUCCAGUGCGACUCCAAUUGCGCCAGCCUCGAUUCUUGCAUCAUAGUAUCGAAUCGCAACAUGGCUUCCAAGAUAGUCGUCAUCGGAGGUGUCAACUGUGAGCUCCAAGACGUCUUCACCAAACUUGCGAAGCUACAUGUCAAGCAGAAUUUCUCCUUCGCCAUCAUCGUUGGAGACCUCUUCGGCGACUGCUCGACGGAGCAUGAGUUGGAGCAGAUCUCGGCCCUGCUCUCAGGUAGCAUCGCCGUACCCCUUCCAACAUACUUCUCCCUGGGCAGCCGGCCACUUCCCACGCGAGUGAUCGAGGCGAUCGAGGCCAACGAUGAAGUCUGCCCUAACCUGUACUUUCUGGGCCGCCGCGGCACCCUGAAGACCGCCGAGGGCAUCCGCAUCGUCACCCUGGGGGGCAAGCUUUCGACAGACAACCAGGCCUCCUCCGACAAUUACCAACCCAGUUACACCGAAUCCGACGCCCGUACCCUCCAUGGCGCGCACUCCGCCGACAUCCUCAUCACCAACCAAUGGCCCAAGGGAAUCCGCACGGGCUCCACGGCACCCUUCCCCGAAGAAGCCGCGACGACGGCGCCCCCGGACGAAGUCCAAUGCAUCUCCGACCUCUGCGCGACGCUCAAACCGCGCUACCACCUCACCUCGACGCCGGACUUCUUCUUCGAGCGCGAACCCUUCUUCCACCUCCCCACCUCCGAGGACGACAACCCGGACACCAAGCCACUGACCCGCUUUAUCAGCCUGGCCUCCUACCGCAAGGCUAGCAAACAGAAAUGGAUGUACGCCUUCACGCUGGACCCGAAAGCCGCCGCGCCGCUCACCGUUCCCGCCGGCGCAACCGCCUCCCCCUUCCCCGCACCCGCCCACCUCAAACGCAAGCCCCUCGACAGCCAACACGACAGCUUCCAACGCUUCGACCAGAGCCACAACCAGCAGCACGAGCACCGGCCCCGCAAACGGGCCCGCAACCACGGCGGCCUGCCACCCCCCGGCCCGGACCAAUGCUUCUUCUGCCUCUCCAACCCCAACAUCGCCACCCACCUCAUCACCUCCAUUGGCGAAGAGAGCUACCUGACCACCGCCAAGGGCCCACUCCCCACCGCCCGCACCUUCGCCCAGCAUGACCUCAACUUCCCCGGCCACAUGCUCAUCAUCCCCUUCACGCACACCCCGACCCUGCCCGCCAUCACCGACGACUCCUCCCGCCGCGCCACCUACGCCGAGAUGACCCGCUACCGCACCGCGCUGCACGCCAUGCUCCAGCGCCGCGCCGCCGGCGCCCUCGGCGCUGUCACCUGGGAGGUCAGCCGCGGGAACGGCAUCCACGUGCACUGGCAGUUCCUGCCCGUGCCGGCGGCCCUCAUCCAGCGGGGCCUCGUCGAGGCCGCCUUCAAGGUCGAGGCCGAGAACCUCAAAUACCCGCGCUUCGAAGCCCCAACCGCCACCGCGGACCCCAGCAGCGAGCCCGGCGACUUCUUCCGGGUCUGGAUCUGGAGUCCCUCUCCUGCUGACUCAGACAAACAAAACAACAACAACAACAACCCAGCAGAAAACCCAGAACCCAACGAAAAAACAACCACAACCACAACCACCGGCACCGACAAAACAAUCCUCCUCCCCCUCGGCCCGGAGUUCCGGUUCGAUCUCCAAUUCGGCCGCCGGGUCAUGGCCAAGUUGAUGGAGUUGGAGAAGCGAAUCGACUGGCGCAAGGAUGUCCAGUCGCAGGAGCAGGAGGAGGCCGAUGCGGUGGCCUUCAAGGAGGCGUUCAAGGAGUUUGAUUUCACCCUAUAGACCAAAAGCGAGGUAGGAGUCUAAGGAAUUGGGAAGUAAAAAAGCUGAAAGGACCCUUUUAUUUUGAGUCCAGGCGCAAAAUAGAAGUGUAUUUUUACGGGGGUUCACAUCCCAAUACCCAGUCAACUUAUU
Messenger RNA from Aspergillus fijiensis CBS 313.89, 2068 nucleotides. RefSeq names its product CwfJ domain protein. Lineage: Eukaryota; Fungi; Ascomycota; Eurotiomycetes; Eurotiales; Aspergillaceae. Gene Ontology annotation, biological process: mRNA splicing, via spliceosome. Gene Ontology annotation, molecular function: RNA lariat debranching enzyme activator activity. Gene Ontology annotation, cellular component: post-mRNA release spliceosomal complex. The coding region runs from base 197 to 1936 and encodes 579 amino acids. The record is from RefSeq and is a predicted model, not a curated record. The transcript has 2 exons.